UGACAAAAUCACACACGGAAGGAACGGAAGCGCAUUCGAACAUCGCAACAGCAUCACACUGAGCAGACACGACAGAGUUGAGGUGUAGAUGAGAGGGACAGUGUGUGUUAUGUUAUCCAUCCGUACACUACUGUAAGUGCUCUGUCGAGAGAGGACUCACGUGCGGCGGGGGAAAAAAUGAGACACUAAGAGCGUCAGGGGUUGGGAAUGAUGGAAAGAAAGAAAAUAGUGUGUCUUGUCUGAGAUUACGGUGAGAAGAGGUCAGGAAACAUAGAAAAACAGGAGGACGAACGACUUGUGUACUUAACUCCAUACGAAACCUUUGGGAUUUUUCUAAGAAGAGCUUUCGAAUGUCGUGAGUCUGAAGGAGCUGGCAAAAAUAGAGAGCAAAAAUGACAGAAACAGACUCGAGAAAAAAGGGCUUUACCAAAGGCAGAAGUGCCACUUUCAGCAUCGAUGGAUUCAACUUCACGAUUGUGGCUAAUGAGGAUGGUGACACCAACAGCAGGCCACUGGCAAGAUUUGCACGCUCAAAGUCUCAAAGUGCACUAUGGAACACGCUGACAGCUGGGACAGGAACAAAGGAAAAGGUGAAAGUUCAGAGGGAUAUUCCUGAUGAUCCACGCCGGAUAGAACAGAUCCUGGCUGAUGAGAUUCCUAUAGACGGUCCAGAGGCAACAGAAAAAACUGCUGUCAGAUUACGAUGUUUGGUGAAACAACUGGAGAGAGGAGAGGCGUCUCUCGUGGAUUUAAAGAAAAACCUGGAAUAUGCUGCUUCUGUUCUGGAAUCAGUUUAUAUUGAAGAAACAAGGCGAUUGGUCGAUACAGAGGAUGAGCUCAGUGACAUCCAAUCAGAUUCGGUGCCGUCAGAAGUCCGCGAUUGGCUGGCCUCCACCUUCACGCGGCAGAUGGGGCUGAUGCUCAGAAGAACGGAGGAGAAGCCGCGCUUCCGCAGCAUCGUUCACGCAGUGCAGGCUGGGAUAUUCGUGGAGAGGAUGUACCGGAGAACCUCGAACAUGGUGGGACUCUGUUACCCUCCCCCUGUUAUAGCAGUGCUUAAGAACGUUGAUAGGUGGUCGUUUGACGUGUUCGCUCUGAAUGAGGCGAGCGGCGACCACUCGCUCAAAUUCAUCUUCUACGAGCUCCUCACCAGAUAUGAUCUCAUCACCCGCUUCAAGAUUCCCGUCUCAGCGCUGGUGUCGUUCGUCGAGGCUCUGGAAGUUGGAUACAACAAACAUAAAAACCCCUAUCACAACCUGAUACACGCAGCCGACGUCACACAGACCGUACACUACCUGCUGCUCAAGACCGGGAUGGUGCACUGGCUGACUGAGUUGGAGAUUUUGGCGAUGCUCUUUGCUGCUGCUGUUCAUGACUACGAACACACAGGAACCACAAACAACUUUCACAUUCAGACCAGGUCUGACACGGCAAUCCUGUACAACGACCGCUCGGUUCUGGAGAGUCACCACGUGAGCGCGGCGUAUCGACUUCUGCAGGACGACGAUGAAAUGAACAUUCUGUGCAACCUCUCCAAAGAUGACUGGAGAGAGCUCAGGGCGCUGGUGGUGGAGAUGGUUCUUGCUACAGACAUGUCCUGCCACUUUCAGCAAGUCAAAGCCAUGAAGAAUUUCCUCCAACAGCCCGAGGGAAUUGACAAACCCAAGGCUCUGUCUCUGCUGUUACACACGGCUGACAUCAGUCAUCCCGCCAAAAACUGGGACCUACAUCAUCGCUGGACGACAACACUGCUGGAGGAGUUUUUCCGACAGGGCGAUAAGGAAGCAGAACUUGGACUGCCUUUCUCACCUCUGUGUGACCGCAAAUCCACAAUGGUGGCCCAGUCUCAGAUCGGGUUCAUUGACUUCAUUGUUAUUCCCACGUUUACGGUUCUAACGGACAUGACGGAGAAGAUCGUCACUCCGCUCAUCGACGAGGCAACGGGUUCAGGCCUCGCUGGAUUCCGCAGUACAACUGCAGGAGAUGUGAAGCAGAGCAGCGUGAACAGUUCUGGUUCUGAUGGCAGCGCGUCUCUUCUCACCGUGGACCUGACCAACUUUAAAUCCAUCUGGAAUGACGAGGUUUCUCACAACAGAGAACGCUGGAAGACGAAAGCAGAUAAAGAGAGUGAGGAGAAGGCCAAACAAGAGACUGAAGAACAGCAGGGGACAACAGCGCAAAACAAAAACCAAGAGAUCCCAGCAACAAAGCAAGACAGGGGGGCUGAGGAUGACCCGGGGGGAGUGACCGGACCUUCAAAAGAAAGUGACCAAUCAGUGGAAAAACAGAAAUUACUGAAUGGAGAAUCACCGGUGUAUGAAGAGAAGAGAACACUCAAUGAAACUGCCUGAUGUGAUUUCCAGUCUGGCUGUCCGAUUCCGAGCUGUAAUCCUCGUAUCUAAAGGUGAACGCUGGAUACUGAAGGUACACGGCGUCCUCUAGUGGACAUAGCUAACGCUUGCAUCACUUCAUGUUCGGCCACUAUCCCCUCGAAAGCCUGUGCUGACUCUUUAAGAAGAUUCACGAAGCCCUGUUUGAUUUGAAGAUCAGGCAACAUUUCCUUUCCAAACCUGUAGAGGGCAGCAAAUGAAUCCAUUUAAGCAAGAGCUGAUGGAAGAAACGCAUGAAACUGUUGGAGAUGAGUGCUGUCCAGGAUUUUCAUCUUCAUUUAUAAUUCAACAAACAAAUGCUUUAAUGUGCUUCUGAUCGAGCUUGUAAUCCAAUGUUUCGGCGCGUGUGUGAAGUUCAUCUGUGGUUCACAACUAAAUAUCAUUUGUGUGUGUACUAGACAUGUGCCGGUGUUCAGUAAUGAAUUGUUUACACUCUAAAAAAAUAAUAAAGUGGCCUAGUAAAUAUCACAAAAAUAUACAGUUAUAUUAACUUAAUAAAAUCUUUUAAAAACUGAUUUUUCCAGUGGGACAUAUUAAACAAAUUCAUUAAAAAUCCAAUAGUUAAUUUUAGAUAUGAUUUAAGUUUAUUUAAUGAAUUUUUUUUAACAAAUAUUAUUUUUAAUAUACAUACAUACAUUAAUUUUGGGGAAGUCUAAAAGAAAUAUUUAAAUUACUCAAACUUUUUUUAACUUAUGUUUACACAAUUUAAACAGUAUGGCCCGAUUUCACAGACAAGGCUUAAGGCUAGUCCCAGACUAAAAUGAAUGUGUGACCUGUUUUAACUGAAUAUAACUUGCCCAGAAAUAUCUAAAAAUAUAUCAGUGCCAUUGUUUUGUCUGAAGAUGCACACCAGUAAUGUAUUCUUCUAAGGUAUUUUUAUAAAAGUGACAUAAAUGUCUUAAUUCAACUAAGGCAUAAUCCUGGUUUAAACUAAACCGUGUCUGUGAAACCGGGCCUAUAUUUCAUAGCAUGAAUAAAAUAGCAUAAUAAAAGCAUCAACUCUGUUUAUGAAUUCGCAAAUUAAGAAAUUACCUAUUUAGAUAUUUACAGUAAAACAGAGAUCAAAUAAAUUACAUUUUAAUCUGGACUAAAGCAGUUGCUUUAUACAUUUUUAUUUAUGUAUAUUUGUUUUUAAUAUUACAUUUUUAAACUUAAUUUAUUUAAAUAUGCAAUAAAAGUCCCAGCAAUUAUAUAUCAAAGUAUAUAAAAGUUUGAUACCAUCAGAUGUGCAUACAGUUAGCCGGGGAAAAAAUUAAGAGAUCAUUUCAAAAUAUUUUCAGUUUUUCUGAAUUUAUUAUCUAUAGGUAUGCAUUUAGGAAAACUGAUCAAUUUUGUUUUAUGCUGUGAACUACUAACAAUUUUCUCCCAAAUUUCAAAUAAAAAUAUUGUUUCUAUUUGCGUUUAUUUGCAGAACAUGAAAACUGGAGAAACAGGUGAAAAUAACAGAAAAGAUGCUGUGUAUUUUCAGUAUUUUUCAAGUUCAGAUUCACAUUCAAGCAAUACAACAGUAAUAUUUGUAUUUAGGAAAAAAAAAUUAUUUGAUCAUCUGGAUUUUUCUCACACUUUUCAAGUGUCUUGCUGUCAGUCUUUCUCAUUGACACUGGACUGAAAUGACCACAAUACAUCUAGAAAUGCUGAUGACAUGAAUUUAGAAGGAUCUCUUAACUUUUCUGCGGCUGUACAGUAUAUCAGGCCUGUGUUAAAUUGUAAAUAACUCCGCAGUUGAACCAGUAAUCGAUAUUCAUCCAGAUCUGCUUACAGGCUCGACAAUAAAGUGAUGUUUUGUUCAGCUAUUUUAAAUGCGCUUUACUAGACAAGCCCUCCAGAACGGCAUUGUGCGUUUGCAAAUCGAGUUUGUGUACAUGAAACCCUGAAUGUGUAUGUAUUAUUACUGUAAACGAACGUUGGCGUUUAGAUCAGAGCUUUUAUACUUGAGAAAAGCCGAAUGAAGUGGCAGUAUUUCUAAUCAAGCACGUCUAUAUUCUGACUCGACCUGAGAUGCAUCUCGGCUUACUUACAAAUGCCUUUCUUGAUGUAGUCUUUCUGAAACUGACCAACAGAAAAAUGCUCUCGCAGUCAUCAUAGAUGAUGUAACGUGUGAAUCAUAACCAUAUCACUAGUUUAGUCUUAUUUCAUCAGGAUCUUGUCUGUUACACUUACCAAACUUAUCCUGUAUCUGACAAAAUAUACAUUAAUACGUUUGUUAUGGCAUUCAUAACCCGUCUGAGUUCUGUCUAGAUUACUGUUUCAUGUGAUAACACGGUUUCAUUGAUCUGUUAAAGGAGAAAAUGUUACAGAUUAACCGUUACGCUCUUGAUGAAUGCAUUCCUGUUCUGAGAGUAUACUGUAAAUGUUUUGCUUCUGAAUUAUUCUUUUUGUUACCGCCUGUAAAAUUUGUCAUGCAUUAAUUUAGCAUCUCACAGGUUUUGGGUUGUGAUUUGCUGAUAUUAUUUACCAGCAUUGUGUGUUUGUCCUCUUUUUUUAACCAACAAAAUGAACAACUUCAUGACAUGGGCCACUUGAUUUAGUUUUUCUUCUUCCUGUCGGUUCGUGUGGCGAGAGAUUGUGACAGCAUGGGCUACAGCGUGUGUGUGUGUGAGUGUGUAUGAGCAGAUCGUGAUGUAAAUGUUGACACUGUGAUCUCCAUGAUUUCUGUUUUUAAGCAGACUAAGAGCGACACCAAUAAACAUGAACUUAAAGGGCUCAGAAUAAGUGUGAUGCUGUUCUUGG
This is a messenger RNA of Triplophysa rosa, 5120 nucleotides long. It is a transcript of the gene pde1cb, whose product is annotated as phosphodiesterase 1C, calmodulin-dependent b. NCBI's taxonomy places the organism in Eukaryota, Metazoa, Chordata, Actinopteri, Cypriniformes, Nemacheilidae. Gene Ontology annotation, molecular function: 3',5'-cyclic-nucleotide phosphodiesterase activity. Bases 393 to 2351 code for a protein of 652 amino acids. Gene Ontology annotation, biological process: signal transduction. The transcript is spliced from 18 exons. The record is from RefSeq and is a predicted model, not a curated record.